This is a messenger RNA of Eurypyga helias (sunbittern), 443 nucleotides long. RefSeq names its product gamma-crystallin B-like. Gene Ontology annotation, molecular function: structural constituent of eye lens. Gene Ontology annotation, biological process: visual perception; lens development in camera-type eye. Lineage: Eukaryota; Metazoa; Chordata; Aves; Eurypygiformes; Eurypygidae. The record is from RefSeq and is a predicted model, not a curated record.
AUCACUUUGAGGGCUGCUCCUGCUAUACCACCACAGACCAGCCAGACCUGCAUGCCCACCUCCUGGUGGAAACUAGCUGCUGGAUGACCUAUGAACUUCCCAACUACAUGGGCCAUCGGUACUUCCUGAGGAAGUGAGAACAUCCUGACUACCAGCACUGGAUGGGCUUCAGUGACUCAUCAGGUCUUGUAUCAUCACAGCACUCCAGGAGCACAGCUAGCUACAGAUCUGACAGGAACGACUUCAUGGAUAACUGCCCAUCUCUCCAGAAGGACUUUCAUUACAGGGACAUCCAGUCCUCUAAUGUACUUGAAGGAAGCUGGGUUUGCCUGCACUUCCAAGGACAGCAUUACCUCCUGAAGCCUGGCAAGUACAGGCAAUUCACCAACUGUGCCACGACUGCCAAAGUUGGAUCCUUCCAAACAACAGUGGAUACUUCCUAA